AUGGCGGACUACGGCAAUCAACAGGGGAGAGAAUACGCGCGCCCGCCGAACUAUGGCCACCCCACGGGAGCGAGGGACGCCGCCUUCGCCAACAUCUUCGGUGCCAGCCCGGCCAUGGCAGGACGCUCGCAGACCAUGACAUCGCAGACGCCCAUGCGGGCGCCGGACCGCGCCGCCACAAUGUCAACACAGACGGCGGAUAUGAUGCAGCGCGCACCGCCAAUCCGGCAACCGGUAAACGGUUAUGAUCGGCGGCCUCCUAUGCCCUUCGACCAGCGUGGUCCCAGCAGCUACGACCCACAGCGCCCUCAGAGCUACGACCAGUCUCCAGACAACUUCAACCGCGCCCCGCCGAACGGGUACCCUCCGAGCCAGCGACUUCCGGAUGGGGUCCCCCCGCCUCAAGCCCAACGCCAGCCGCAGCCGCAGUAUCUUCCCAGACCACUUCGACCAGAGCGCCAACCGUAUGGCCAGCCCCAGCGCUUCGAUUCUCGCACUUCUCCUCCCGGCCAGCCCCCAUUCAACAAGCCAAUCCCUCAGCGUUAUCCUGGUGGGCCAGGACCGGCCAUGAAUUCAGACUCUUAUCGUUCGCAGUCCAUGGCUGUUGGGCCGCGCCCUCAAUUCAAUCCGCCAGGCUCAGGCUACAUGUCGCCAGCCAACACCUUCCGGCAACAACCGUACAUGAACCACAUGGCUAGGACCACAGCACAGGGUCGAGUGGUUCCGGAACGGCCGGACGAACGCACAAUGUCAAUGAGCUCCUACACGCGGGACAGCGAAUACGCGCAGACAAUGAGCGGAAGAGUUAUACCAAACCGGAGAAGAGAGUCAGGAGGCGCGGAAAUCUCGCCGCUGGAACAGCAGGUGCCGGCUGGAUCACCUCCGCCUGUGAACGUUGGGCCGGGCAGUAAAACGAGGAAUACGAGCCAGGGCAGCAUACCUCAAUCAUCGCGGACCAUGUCUAUGGCAUCUACAAUCGUUGCGCCGUCGGAACGUACCGAUACUAUGAGUUCUACGGUUACCCGACCCAGCUCGACGCAAACUGUAACCAGCAACAACCGGGGGUCUGGCCAGUCUCAGCAAGGGCAGGCCAUGAUUGUCUCCCAGCGCAGGUCUCCUCUCGUCUAUCCGGCGCUUCUCUCGCGCGUGGCGGAGGUGUUCAAGGACCGAAUAGGACUAGCGGAGAAAGAAAAGGAUGGGUUGGUGUACAAGAGCGCUUUCACGGGGGCUGAGGCGGUGGACCUCAUAGCAUACAUCAUCAAGACAACGGAUCGCAAUUUGGCGCUACUCUUGGGCCGGUCCUUAGACGCGCAGAAAUUUUUCCACGAUGUUACGUACGCGCACAGGCUGCGUGAUUCGACCAACGAAAUCUAUCAGUUCCGAGAGACGAUGAUGGAGGAGGCCGCUGAGGUUAAUGGUGUCUUCACGCUAUUGACAGAGUGCUACUCGCCAACAUGCACUCGCGACCGCUUAUGCUACUCCAUCGCCUGCCCUCGCCGCCUGGAGCAGCAAGCCCGCUUGAACAUGAGGCCUCAGCCCGGCCUCAAACGAGAAGAGUCACGGGCGAGCUUGCACGAUGAUGCGGAUGAAGAGCAGAAGCUCUGGAUCAACACCGUCUCUAAGGAGGUCGCAGAGAGCGUGUCCGACAAGGAGAAGAAGCGACAGGAGGUCAUCUCCGAACUGAUGUAUACGGAGCGUGAUUUCGUGAAAGAUUUGGAAUAUCUCAGGGAUUUCUGGAUGAAGCCUCUACGAAAUCCCGCCACGUCGCCCAUUCCAGAGCACCGCCGUGAGAAAUUUGUCCGGACGGUCUUUUCCAACUGCCAGGAGGUCUACAUGGUCAACUCAAGACUCGCGGAGUCUCUCACUCGACGCCAGCAAAAAGACCCCGUUGUCCACAACGUUGGCGAUAUCUUCCUGGAAUACGUGCCGCACUUUGCUCCUUUCAUCAAGUAUGGUGCCAAUCAACUCUUUGGCAAGUAUGAGUUCGAGCAUGAGAAGCGCACGAACCCCGCAUUCUCGCGAUUCGUCGAUGAAGUUGAGAGGAUGAAGGAGUCAAGAAAGCUUGAACUCAAUGGUUAUCUCACCAAGCCCACCACGAGGCUAGCCAGGUAUCCAUUGCUGCUGGAGAAUAUCGCCAAAUAUACAGCCGACGAAAACCCCGAUAGGACAGAUAUUCCAAAGGCCAUCAAGAUCAUCAAAGACACAUUGUCAAAGGUCAACGUGGAGUCCGGGAAAGCAGAAAACCACUUCAACCUCAUGCAGCUUAACCGGGAUCUUAAGUUCCGCCCUGGCGAGUUUGUCGACCUGAAGCUGACGGAUGAGAACCGCCAAUUAGUGUUCAAGGGUACCUUGAAAAAGACUCCCACCGAAACUACCGGAGAUAUCACCUGCUACCUCUUCGACCAUGCAGUCCUUCUCGUCCGAGUCAAAACCGUCAACAAACGCGAAGAACAGAAGGUGUACAAGAAGCCUAUCCCGCUAGAGCUCCUCGUUAUCACACAAAUGGAAGAAAUCAUUCCCAAAAUGGGCAUCUCCAAACGGCCCUCCGCCAACUUGAUGGGCGCGAGGGCGAUAGCCGCCGCCACGCCGAAGGGGGAUGCCGCAAAGCAGCAAGGCUUUCCAAUCACCUUCAAACAUCUCGGAAAGGGCGGCUACGAGCUAACUCUCUAUGCAAGCACCCAGAUCUCGCAGCAGAAAUGGAUAGAGCACAUCGACUCGCAGCAGAGGAACCUGAGGGAGCGGAGCAACAUCUUUACGCAAACUAUUGUUAACGAAGGAUUCUUCACCGCCGCAAUCAGGGUAACAUGCGCGGUUCCGCUGGAUGGUGGGCGCAAAAUUGCCUAUGGCACGGAGGCUGGAAUCUACGUUGGCGACCGCAAACCAAAGGACUCCUCCCAGAAGCCACGUCGUGUCUUGGACUGCAAGGCGGUCACGCAGAUUGAUGUACUUGAGCAACAUCAGAUCGUCCUUGUUCUGGCGGAUAAGACGCUCUAUUCCUACUCGAUCGAAGCUCUAGACCCCGAUGAGACUCAGGCGAUCGUCAAGCGGCCUAGGAAGAUUUGCCACGCCAACUUCUUCAAAGCCGGCAUCUGUCUCGGACAGCAACUCGUCGCCUCCGUCAAAACUUCCGCUCUAUCCACGACUAUUAAGGUCUUCGAACCUAAGGAGAACAUGGCCAGCAAGUCGAGGAAAUCCGGGUUUGCCAAGAUGCUUUCAACUGGGCAAGAUCAGCUCAAGCCUUACAAGGAGUUCUACAUCCCGACGGAAUCGACAUCGAUCCAUUUCCUGCGCUCAAAACUAUGCGUUGGCUGUGCACGCGGCUUCGAAGUCGUCAGUCUUGAGACGCUAGAAACACAAUCACUUCUCGAUCAAGCCGAUACCUCACUUGACUUCGUCGUGCGGAAAGAGAACAUCAAGCCAAUUCAUAUUGAGCGUCUGGCAAGCGAAUUCCUACUAUGCUACACCGACUAUUCCUUCUUUGUUAAUCGCAACGGUUGGCGUGCUCGACCGGAUUGGAGGAUCACAUGGGAAGGCAAUCCGCAAGCAUUCGCGAUAUUCCAUCCCUACAUCCUUGCUUUCGAGCCAAGUUUCAUUGAGAUCAGACAUAUGGAAAGCGGAGGUCUGGUCCACAUUGUCACCGCGAAGAACAUCAGAUGGUUGCACACAUCAACAAGAGAGAUUCUUUACGCGUACGAGGAUGAGCUGGGUCUCGAUGUCGUUUCAAGCUUGGACUUCUGGCAGACUGCACAGGGACACAAGCUGGUCCUUGAGAACAAUCGGUCCUAUGAGAAGAGCUGA
Trematosphaeria pertusa is the source of this 3798-nucleotide messenger RNA. RefSeq names its product Rho1 guanine nucleotide exchange factor 1. NCBI's taxonomy places the organism in Eukaryota, Fungi, Ascomycota, Dothideomycetes, Pleosporales, Trematosphaeriaceae. The record is from RefSeq and is a predicted model, not a curated record. The transcript has 3 exons. Bases 1 to 3798 code for a protein of 1265 amino acids. Gene Ontology annotation, molecular function: guanyl-nucleotide exchange factor activity. Gene Ontology annotation, biological process: intracellular signal transduction.